Messenger RNA from Cynoglossus semilaevis (tongue sole), 1734 nucleotides. Its product is annotated as UDP-glucuronosyltransferase 2C1-like. The coding region runs from base 32 to 1609 and encodes 525 amino acids. The record is from RefSeq and is a predicted model, not a curated record. The transcript has 6 exons. NCBI's taxonomy places the organism in Eukaryota, Metazoa, Chordata, Actinopteri, Pleuronectiformes, Cynoglossidae. Gene Ontology annotation, molecular function: glucuronosyltransferase activity.
ACAAAGCUCCACAUUAUGUCAAGCAGCAACCAUGGAGCAACAGCAACACUUGUUUGUUUGCAUCUUGUUGGCGUUUUGCUUGACAAGCAGCACCAAUGGAGGGAAAGUGUUAGUGUGGUACACCGAGGCCAGCCAUUGGAUUAACAUGAAGCAUGUACUGGAAACACUUGUGGACAGAGGACAUGCGGUGACUGUCUUGAUGCUCUUCAUGGACAACAAGGAUUCAAAAUUUAAAUAUGAAACCUUUAACGUGUCAUUUCCAUUAGAGGAAAUUGAAAAGUUCCUUGAAGAUUAUUUACACUUUUCCAUGUAUGAAAUGGAUCAGCUCAGCUAUUUGCAGAUCUACAUCAGACAUAUUGAGCUAGCCAAAAUGGACUUGUACUACAAUUUGAAGUAUUUGGAUGGCAUCAUAAAAUCAGAAUUUAUGAUGAAAAAGCUAAAGGAUGAAAAUUUUGACGUCCUCCUGGCUGACCCUAUCUACCCUGGCAGUGAUCUAGUUGCGGACAUUUUAGGAAUCCCCCUGGUUUUUACUCUUCGCUUUUCCUUAGUUAAUAACUGGGAGAGACAUUGUGGUCAACGACCUGCCCCCCCUUCAUACGUACCUGGAGCUAUGAGUAAACUGACUGAAAAGAUGGACUUCUCAGAACGAGUGUGGAAUUUUGGCUUCUACUUACUGAAUGAUCUGAUGUAUCAGCACUUUUUUUGGAAAGAUAUAGACAAAUACUACUCCGAUGUCAAAGGUACACCCACAAGUGGUUGUGAGAUGAUGGGAAAAGCAGACUUCUGGUUAAUUCGGACCUACUGGGACUUUGAUUCCCCUCAUCCUAUCCUACCCAACUUUAAAUACGUCGGUGGGAUCCACUGUAAACCUGCAAAACCUUUGCCAAAACAUAUUGAAGAAUUUGUGCAGGGUUCAGGUGAACACGGGGUCAUAGUCUUCACUUUUGGAUCAAUGAUCAACAACAUCACCAGAGAAAAAGCAAACAUGAUCGCUUCAGCUCUUGCCCAAAUCCCACAAAAGGUUCUGUGGAAAUACAAAGGAGAAACACCAGAGACUUUAGGUGCCAACACGAGACUAUAUGACUGGAUACCACAGAAUGACCUGCUAGGUCACCCCAAGACCAGAGCUUUUGUCACCCAUGGAGGAACAAAUGGAAUAUAUGAAGCCAUCUAUCACGGUGUUCCGAUGGUGGGGAUCCCCAUGUUUGCUGACCAGCCAUCUAACAUAAUCCAGCUAAAGGCUAGAGGAGCUGCUCUCAUCUUAAAUUUGAACUUUAUGACGACUGAGGACUUCAGAGAUGCCCUCACUAUUGUUAUUAACGACAAAUCUUACAAGGAGAACGCCAUGCAACUGUCCAGGAUCCACCAUGACAGACCCAUGAGUCCUCGUGAUGAGGCCAUAUUCUGGAUUGAGUACACCAUGAGAAACAAGGGGGCCAAACACUUGAGGGUCCAAGCCCAUGAGCUCACCUGGUUCCAGUACCACAGUCUGGAUGUCCUGGUCUUCCUCCUCUCCAUUGUCCUGCUCAUCACUCUCCUCUUCAUCAAGGCCUGCAGUCUCUGCUUCAGGAGAUGCUGCGGCAGCAAAAGAAAGACUAAGAGGGAAUAAAUGACAUUCACGUUUAAAAGUGAAAAAAAAAAUGUGAAUAUCUAUGAAGAUUCUCAGUCAUCCAGGUCAUGGUCAAGGUUGAAAAGUAGUUAGGCAACUGGACGUGAAAUUCUAAAAGAUGUUUC